UUGGCAAGCAUUUGUCACUCAACAGAUGAAACGAAACGUCAAGCGAAAAUGUCACAAUUACCGAAAGAAGAUAAAAUGUCCAGCUUGUUAAAAUUGGCACAAAAAUUUAAUUGCUUCUAUUUGUCAGAUUUAAAUGGUAGCGCCUGCAAGCCGUUUGUAGUGAAAGGUUUGCAGGUGGGUUUAAUACGAGCCGACGUUAUGAAGCAAUUAACGAACUUUCCUGAGGUUUUUCAUAUCCACUCUGGAUGUGUAGAACUAAAUCCGGCGUUUAGAGAUUAUGAAGAACGUAGCACAAAAGUGGAUGAAGUCUUAAGAAAGUUGAGGAUCAAAAAUGCAUUUAUUACAUUAAAGGGUUGGAGAGAUGAGUGUUAUGAAGUUAAAACAGAAUUUAGUGCUUCUAGUCUAUUGAAAAUGGAUAGAUCUGCAACAUGUUUAUUUGGUAUUAGAAAUUAUGGAGUUACGAUAAAUGGAUUUGUUAAAGAAUCCCAACAAGUCAAGUAUCUCUGGUUUCAGAAAAGAUCACCUACGAAACAAACUUGGCCAGGAAAAUGGGAUAAUAUGGUCAGUGGCGGUCUCUCUGUAAAUCAUGGAAUUUUGGAAACGGCCUGCAAAGAGGCGAUGGAAGAGGCCUCAAUACCUUCGAAUUUAUUAAAAAAUCUAGUCAGUGCGGGAUGCGUCUCGUUCUUUUUCGAAUCGGAACGUGGUCUAUUUCCAAAUACAGAGUUUGUGUUUGAUUUAGAGCUGCCAUUCGAUUUUGUUCCAGAAAAUGCAGAUGGAGAAGUUGAGACUUUUGAAAUUUUGCCAGUCGAGAAAUGUGUGGAAAAAAUUCUAGCUCCCGAUUUUAAAACAACAAGCGCACCAGUGGUGUUGGAUUUCCUAAUUCGACAUGGAAUAGUAACCCCUGAAAAUGAAAGUGAGUAUUUGAAGAUAAUUGAGCUACUACACAUUCCACUGCAGACUGUCUACAAGCAAUAUGCUUACCAAAUUAAAGAAAACGGUUUCGCUGCUCUAAAUAGUGUAUAAUUAUUUAAUUUCCUUAUUAACUCGAAUAGCUUUUAUAGUUAUGGAUAGCUUUAUUUUUCAAUCAUUAGAUGAUAUGAAUAAUGGAAAAAAUUUAAUGUUGCCGUAGUUUUUAUCGAACAUUAAUAUAUCAUUUUUAAUAAUUAAUAUUCAGUGCAGCUCUUUUUUUCUUAAAUAACUAGUCAUUGUGAGUGUUGCAUGAACGUUUUUAUAUGAGAAGAAAGAAGUUCUGAAAUGGUUUUAAAGGUAUUUUAAUUGCAAGAAACAGCUAAAGAUGUGUUUUCUUAACUUUCGCUUUCAAGCAUUCCAUUAAUUUUACUAAUAAAACUUGAUUUACGAUUUUACACUCAAGUUACUUUUCUAUAAUUUAUCCGAUUUUGUAUCGUUAAUAUCACUUUUGAGUAAAAUAUAUUUAUUACUUAUGAAAAAACAUUAUUUAUAAAUCUAUUGAUUGAAAGCUUUUUUUAGAUGUUUGUAAAAUACCUGUUACUUUUUAUACGAAAAAGAGACUUAAAUUUGCUAUGAUUUGUUUGUAUGCAGUUUACAAAACUUUUUGAGUUGUGUAUAUGCCAUAUUUAUAAAUAAUUAGGAACCAAGUAUUUCAUAGUUCUUGAAAAGUGUAGUCAAACUGUUGUCAUUCAAUGAUAUAGCUGUUUUGUAUAAAAUCUGUUUUUAUUGUGAUAAACUCAUUAAACUAAAUUGAGAAUAAAGAAUUACUAUACCUAUCAUCAUUCCAAAUAAUAA
Molecule: messenger RNA, 1764 nt
Organism: Cylas formicarius (sweet potato weevil)
Lineage: Eukaryota; Metazoa; Arthropoda; Insecta; Coleoptera; Brentidae
Exons: 7
Coding region: 49-1023 (324 amino acids)
Molecular function (GO): 8-oxo-dGDP phosphatase activity
Source: RefSeq, a predicted model, not a curated record